GUAGAAACAAUAACAAAAAGUGAAAAUUACUGUUGUGAGCUUCCAUACUUUUUUUUUUUUGUUUGGAGAUGGCGACGACGGGAGGAAGGGGACGAACCAGUAGAGAAGGGACGGCGAAAGCAACAGUGGCUGAUCAGAUUUCACAGUCAAUCCAAUCCACCUCCAAUCUUCUCCAACUUAUGCAGAAUUCUUCUCCUUCUCAGGCUCACCUGGCAAAGCUUCCCAAAAACCUUUUGGCAAAGACUGAUACCAUAAAAAAUACAGGACAAGUGUUGCAGCAGCUUCCACUAGUGAUUUCCUCACUUGAUGCAUAUAUGGAAAAUGGUUUGCAGAGCAUUCCUCAUUUAAAUACUGUAACUCAGCUGCUCACAAAUAUGGAAAGCUCCCAACUCAUGUCUUCCUCUCAACCCUCUGAACAGUCUCAAGAGGGGGCAGCAAACCAAUCGUCAGGGGAGCCUUAAACUGCCUGGCUAGAGUGGUAAGAGGAGUUAAUCAGUGGAGGGGUAUUCUGCAGAGACGAGAAAACCUCUUCAGCAAGGUUUUCCAGCCACUCCGAAGUGUCCUUUUAACAUUGAAGUGAUAUAUGUAGUAUAUCACACUCCAUUUUGAGGUACAUGGUUCUAAUUUUUCUAUAGAGGUAGGGUGGUGUGAGAGUGAAGGGUAAAGAUGAAGAAAAUGAGAAUUGGAGCCGUACACGUUGCCUGCAUUUGUAUACUGUAGAAAGGCAUAGCAUUUGUGUUAAUCCAGCUUACUAUUCAAAAUUGUGUUGCAUUUUACUGACUGGCAAUCAAUUUUGAUCAUCUCUAAAAUGAAUUAGAAUUUUCUAUAUUCAAGAGGCUUAGUUUUUGUCCUGAAACAAGAGAGUUCUGGACAAAAUUAUA
Molecule: messenger RNA, 881 nt
Organism: Chenopodium quinoa (quinoa)
Lineage: Eukaryota; Viridiplantae; Streptophyta; Magnoliopsida; Caryophyllales; Amaranthaceae
Product: tobamovirus multiplication protein 2B-like
Exons: 5
Coding region: 69-461 (130 amino acids)
Source: RefSeq, a predicted model, not a curated record